ACACGCACUGGAAUCAUCGUGCGGCGCAGCGAGCGAGAGGAGUGGAGAGGAUGACGGCGCCCAAGCCUGGCGGGGGAGCGGCGGCCGCGGCGAGGGCGGCGGCGGCGGGGCCCAGGACGGUGCUCAUCACGGGGGUCAGCAGGGGGCUGGGCCGGGCCCUGGCGCUCGAGCUCGCGCGUCGCGGGCACUCGGUGGUCGGCUGCGGCCGCUCCGCCGAGCACCUCCGCUCCCUUGAGGAAGAGAUCACGUCGCCAUCGCGCCACUUCUUCACCGUCGCCGACGUUAGGUCUGACAGCAGUGUGGCCGAGCUGGCAAAGACUGUUGUAGAAAAGAAGCAAGUUCCAGAUAUUAUAGUAAACAACGCUGGUACGAUAAACAAGAAUAACAAGACAUGGAAUGUUCCAGCGGAAGAUUUUGAUAUGGUGGUCGAUACAAAUAUCAAGGGAACAGCAAAUGUGCUUCGCCAUUUUGUACCACUUAUGAUAGAGAAGAGACAUGGGAUUAUAAUCAAUCUAUCCUCUGGUUGGGGAAGAUCUGCUGCUGCAGAGGUUGCUCCAUAUUGUGCUUCGAAGUGGGCGAUUGAGGGCUUGACACGCUCGUUAGCUAAAGAGCUACCUCCUGGAUUGGCAGCCAUUGCUCUUAGCCCUGGUGUUGUGAAUACUGACAUGCUUAAUUCAUGCUUUGGAAGCUCUGCCGCAUUAUAUCAAACAACUGAAACAUGGGCACCCAAGGCAGCUACAAUGAUACUAAGCCUUUCACUGGACGAUAACGGUGCUUCCUUGACUGUAUGAAGUCGUGAAAUUCUGUGCUCAACUGAUUGCUGAUGGGUUCUCUUCAUCUCUUGUAGCCUGAUGUGUAGAUUUUUGCGAGAUUAUGGUGAUGUAAAAUAGUAGUGAUAAUGCGUGUCUGCACUCUGAUGUCCCUAGCUGCUGUCUGAACGUUGUUGUUUAGCAUUACCUCUAUGGCCUAUUCAUAUA
This is a messenger RNA of Zea mays, 977 nucleotides long. RefSeq lists its product as uncharacterized. Gene Ontology annotation, biological process: folic acid-containing compound metabolic process. The transcript has 5 exons. NCBI's taxonomy places the organism in Eukaryota, Viridiplantae, Streptophyta, Magnoliopsida, Poales, Poaceae. Gene Ontology annotation, molecular function: oxidoreductase activity, acting on the CH-OH group of donors, NAD or NADP as acceptor. Bases 51 to 791 code for a protein of 246 amino acids. Gene Ontology annotation, cellular component: cytosol. The record is from RefSeq and is marked validated.